AUGUCUGAACCAGAUCAAGUUGCUAGCUGCACUUACAUAUGGGCCAUCGCUUGCAUCUUGUUCAUAUGCGUCCUCGCCGGUGGCGGUUGCCUUUUGUGUUAUAUUUUCGUCCCCGAAUUUCAAUCCUCAAAAUUGCUCCCUGUCCUUGGUUUUAUCUUCAUUAGCACGCCUUGGGUAUUUUGGAUCCUAACCGCAGUGUACAGGUUGAUGUCGAGGGCAUUCGGGUUCAGGAUGGUAUUUGGUUGCUUGUAUGGUAAUAACACCGCGAAAGUUGCUAGCGUCGGCGACGGCGAUACAGCUAAAGACGUUAACGAUAUCGGAGAUGCAAAGAUUGUGGAUGUGAAUGUGAAAUCUCUCGAGAAUGAAGCUGAUAGUGUUGGCCAAGAAAAAGAAAACAAUGAUAAGAAUGAAAAGGCAUUGGCCUCAUCCAUCGCAGCAUGAUGUAAAAAAUAUUUGGUGAACCAUUUGCUAAAUUUAAUUCCAAAAAGGUUGGGUCUCUCAAGUCAUUGAUGAUAACUUUUC
This is a messenger RNA of Gossypium raimondii (Peruvian cotton), 522 nucleotides long. RefSeq lists its product as uncharacterized. The record is from RefSeq and is a predicted model, not a curated record. Lineage: Eukaryota; Viridiplantae; Streptophyta; Magnoliopsida; Malvales; Malvaceae. The coding region runs from base 1 to 441 and encodes 146 amino acids. The transcript has a single exon.